This is a messenger RNA of Chenopodium quinoa (quinoa), 1726 nucleotides long. Its product is annotated as serine/threonine-protein kinase UCN-like. The record is from RefSeq and is a predicted model, not a curated record. Lineage: Eukaryota; Viridiplantae; Streptophyta; Magnoliopsida; Caryophyllales; Amaranthaceae. Gene Ontology annotation, cellular component: plasma membrane; nucleus; cytoplasm. Gene Ontology annotation, biological process: protein phosphorylation. Gene Ontology annotation, molecular function: protein serine/threonine kinase activity; ATP binding.
UCAAAACUCCCCAUUAAUAGAAAUGAAUAAGUUAAUUAAUUACCCACCAAACCCAAACCCAAAUUAUAGUAAUUACAUUACUCUCCUUUUUAACACAUCACACAUUGAUGCUACAUUAUCAUACUACUACAAAUCAGACUCACAUACAACACGACCACACUUAAAUUAAGUAAAUUAGAAUAUAUAUUUUUAUUCAAAAAGUCCAACCCAUACUAUUUAUAUCUCAUCAUCUUCUUCCUCCUCACAUCUUUCAACUCAUUUAUUCUUCUUCUUCUCCUCUUUCUCUCUCCUCCUCCUCCACCAACAAUAAAAAUGGAGACCCACCCGAAUAACAACAACAACCUUAACCUUAACAUUGACAAUAUACGUGCAAUCAAAGUCCUCGGAAAAGGUGCAAUGGGCACCGUUUUCUUAGCCCACGAUAUCGACUCCGACCCAGAUGGAAAUUACCCUUUUGCCCUCAAAGUCGUCGAGAAAUCUCUCCUUAAAACUAAACACAACGACGCCGAACGUCGUGCGCGGUGGGAAAUGACGGUUUUAGCCUCUAUUAACCACCACCCUUUCCUCCCUACCUUACUGGGCUCAUUCGAGGCCCAUGAUUUAUUGGGUUGGGCCGUCCCUUUUUGCUCCGGUGGUGAUUUGAAUGUUCUCAGGUACAAUCAAAACGACGCCGUUUUCAGCUCCUCCGCGAUUAAGUUUUAUCUGGCGGAGAUUGUCUGUGCGCUCGAACACCUUCAUAGCAUGGGGAUUGCAUACCGUGAUUUAAAGCCGGAGAAUGUUCUUGUUCAAGGCUCAGGUCACGUAACUCUCACGGACUUUGAUCUUUCUAGAAAGUUAUCAAUUCGAAAGAAGAAACAACCCGCCGUUGGGUUCGGGUCAUCCGAUUCGGGCUCUACUAAUACUUUUCGAGAGUUCAAGCCACUCCCGCCAACGCCCCCACCGCCGCAGAGACGGAAUCAUUUAACCCGUAUUUUAACGUACGGGUCGGGUUUGGAUUCGGGUCUACGGAAGGCGAAAUCGGCCCGCGUUUCGCCGAGGAGAGCGAGUUUCGCUGGCGGGAAACGCUCAAACUCUUUUGUUGGUACGGAGGAAUACGUUUCGCCGGAGGUGGUGCGAGGGGAGGGACAUGAGUUCGGGGUUGAUUGGUGGGCCCUUGGAAUUUUGGCGUACGAAAUGUUAUACGGAAGAACACCGUUCAAAGGGAAGAAUAGGAAAGAAACGUUUCGAAACGUGCUCAUGGUACGUCCCGAGUUCGUGGGACAACGUACGUCGUUAAUCGAUCUAAUUGAUAAAUUGCUUGAGAAAGACCCGAGUAAGAGGUUGGGACAUUUUCGAGCGGAGGAGAUUAAAGAGCAUGAUUUUUUUAGAGGGUUGAGAUGGGACCUACUAACGGAUGUCGAACGUCCACCAAUCGUUCCUGUAUUGGUGGACGUAGACUUAACUAAUGUUGCUACGUUUGAUAUAAGGGAUUAUUUUCUUAAGUCGAGGGCGCCACCGUCAUUGCCGCCUUCGCCAGUGCGGUCUUUGUCCUCAUUGUCGGAAGAGAAUAUUUCACGAACGGAAUUCUGAUGAAACUUUGUCAGAGUUAGAUUUUUUUUUAUAUAUAUAUUAUUAUUUGGGAAAUUUUAGUGUACAUAGAAGUAAAAACAAAUAACUAAGAGUUAGUUUAGGGAAUGUACUAAUAGUUGUUAAAAAUUAAGAAAUGUAUAGUAAUUUAUGUUUUUAA